Molecule: messenger RNA, 741 nt
Organism: Lottia gigantea (owl limpet)
Lineage: Eukaryota; Metazoa; Mollusca; Gastropoda; Lottiidae
Exons: 7
Coding region: 1-741 (246 amino acids)
Source: RefSeq, a predicted model, not a curated record
AUGGGUAGUGUUCAAAUUUUUAAUUGCAGGUUGGAAGAUUUAUAUGAAAAAAUUGUUGUAGAAACGAGAGGUGAUCGUGUAACUCCGUUGUCAACCAAUCCUGGUCGCAUAAUGUUAACCUCAUCUCGUCUUUAUUUUCAACCAUUUAACAAUAUUGAUAAGGUUGUAAAAAUCAGAUUAAAAGACAUAACAGGAGUUUUAAGAAGAAGAUUUCUACUUAGACAACUGGGUUUAGAGAUUCAUUGUAAUGAUAAAGCUCAGUUAUCUCACAUUUAUCUAUCAUUUGAAACAGAAAAAGAUAGAAAUGAAUUAUAUGAGAGAAUGUUGCAACUUCCAGACGUUCAUUAUGAAGAUUGUGGUCAAGAAGAUAUGACAUUACGAUGGCAAAGUGGACAAAUUUCCAACUAUGACUAUUUACUUUAUCUCAAUAGUAUGGCCGAUAGAAGUUUUAAUGAUUUAACCCAGUAUCCUGUGAUGCCUUGGGUCGUGUCUGAUUAUACCAGUUCAUCACUAGAUUUAGAAAAUCCAUGCACAUUUCGAGAUUUAUCAAAACCAAUUGGUGCGUUGAAUGCUGAUAGAUUAGAAAGUAUUUUGGAACGGUAUGCAGAUAUGCCAGAGCCGAAAUUUAUGUAUGGUUCUCAUUAUUCCACUCCUGGUUAUAUUCUUUUUUAUUUGGCUAGAAAGGGUAUGUUCUUUGUUAAAUAUUGUUCACUUUCACGGGUUCAAAAAGCAUCAAUCUAA